Molecule: messenger RNA, 1149 nt
Organism: Cynoglossus semilaevis (tongue sole)
Lineage: Eukaryota; Metazoa; Chordata; Actinopteri; Pleuronectiformes; Cynoglossidae
Gene: arpc4l
Product: actin related protein 2/3 complex, subunit 4, like
Exons: 6
Coding region: 136-642 (168 amino acids)
Biological process (GO): Arp2/3 complex-mediated actin nucleation; actin filament polymerization
Cellular component (GO): actin cytoskeleton; Arp2/3 protein complex
Molecular function (GO): actin filament binding
Source: RefSeq, a predicted model, not a curated record
GCGGCUUGCAAACCCGCCCUUACGAAAGCAGUGUGCAAUAAAACAAGCACCCCCUAGUUCCUCUCGGCGAUGUAGGGUUUACGGAAGAAGAGUCUCAGGCGUGGCUGUGGAACUUCCGUCUUUGACAGCACGAAAAUGACAGCGACUCUGCGUCCCUACCUAAACGCUGUGAAGGCCACUCUGCAGGCCGCUCUCUGCCUUGAGAACUUCUCCUCACAGGUAGUGGAACGCCACAACAAACCAGAAGUCGAGGUCAGGAGCAGCAAAGAGCUGUUAUUGCAGCCUGUGGUCAUCAGCCGCAAUGACAAGGAGAAGGUUCUCAUUGAGGGAUCCAUCAACUCUGUCAGAGUCAGCAUUGCUGUAAAACAGGCUGACGAGAUUGAGAAGAUCCUUUGCCACAAGUUUAUGCGCUUCAUGAUGAUGAGAGCUGAGAACUUCUUCAUUCUGCGGAGGAAACCAGUAGAGGGCUAUGACAUUAGCUUCCUGAUCACCAACUUCCACACGGAGCAGAUGUACAAACAUAAGCUGGUGGAUUUUGUCAUUCACUUCAUGGAAGAAAUUGACAAGGAGAUCAGUGAGAUGAAACUUUCUGUUAACGCCAGGGCCCGUAUUGUUGCGGAGGAAUUCCUAAAGAACUUCUGAUGAGGAUUUGUCUGUGUUCCAACACACACUGGGAGGAACACUCCACGUGCCAGUCAGGAUGAGACAGUGAAGACUAAUGGAGUAAACACCCAAUCAGAAAGGAGAGAAAAGCAACUAUUCUGGUGCUGAUAGUAGCAGCUGCACAUGUCUCCAGUACUUCCCUGUACUCAUGAAUAUCAGUUACUGUAUAUAAUGAAAUAUUUACCAGUUUCAUUUGUCAGCCACCCAGAACAAAUCCCAAAGCAAAGGCGGGUCCUUAAAGUAUUAUUUAGCUAAUAUCCAUGAGUACAGGGUCAAGGAGGACGUGCUGUCGCGAGAAUAACGGCCAGGUUUUUGUAUAUCUGUCGAUUUAAGUCUAUUUUUGUUUUGUCGCUCCAUGUCAAACUCCCAGAUUCUCUGUCUAGGAAAAGACGGUAGUCUUUAAUGUCUGUCUGUCAAGACAUGGUUUUUGAGACAACAAAAACCAUGUCUGAAAAAAAUCAUUGACAAUUAAAAACAUUUUAUACA